AGACAAUGGAAAGCCAAAAUGAUGACUUGGAGCUUCCAUUAUUUGACCUACAUACAAUAGAUACUGCCACUAAUUAUUUUUCAGAGAAUAAUAAACUUGGAGAGGGUGGUUUUGGACCUGUAUACAAAGGUACGUUGGAAGGAGGCCAAGAAAUUGCUGUGAAGAGGCUAUCAAUGUCUUCUGGACAAGGAGUCGAUGAGUUCAAAAAUGAAAUUAAGUUAAUUGCUAAGCUUCAACAUCGAAAUCUUGUAAAGAUAUUUGGUUAUUGCAUUGAUAGGGAAAUGAAACUAUUGAUUUAUGAGUACAUGUCCAACAAAAGCCUUGACUAUUUCAUUUUUGAAGCCAACAUUUGUAGAUGAAAGGAAACACAAUCUAUUAGAAUGGCCUACGCGCUUCCAGAUUGUAUGUGGAAUUGCUAAGGGGCUUCUCUAUCUUCAUCAUGAUUCUAGAUUGAGAAUUAUACAUCGAGAUCUCAAAGCUAGUAAUAUUUUACUUGAUGAGGACAUGAAUCCCAAAAUUUCAGACUUUGGCUUGGCUAGAUCUUUUGGUGGAGACCAAAUAGAAGGAAACACAAACAAAAUUGUUGGAACUUAUGGUUAUUUGGCUCCAGAAUAUGCUUCUAAUGGCUUAUUCUCAACAAAAUCUGACGUAUUUAGUUUUGGCACAUUGAUGCUUGAAAUCGUAAGUGGAAAGAAAAGUAGAGGCUUGUACGAUGAAGAUAGCAUUCUUAACCUCACUGGAUUGGCAUGGACUUUGAUGAAAGAAGGCAACGCAUUUAUGUUUAUUGAUAAGUGCUUGUUAAGAGAUCCAAACGACAACAUGGAAGAAGCAUUGCGUUGCAUCCACAUCGGUCUCUUGUGUGUGCAACAAAAUCCUAUUGAUAGGCCUAAUAUGUCUUCUGUUAUUCUAAUGUUGAACGGUGAGAAAGUGUUGCCUCAACCCAAACCACCAGCCUAUUUCACCAACACAAAUUUGUGGGAGGGAUAUCAUUCCCCCUUUUCUAAAACACCAUCAUGCAAUACAAGCAUAACAGCUGUCGAGGCGCGAUUAUAAUUCAUACAACAAAUCAGAGUUUAUCAUGUAAAUUUUUAGAAUUUGGAUUAUUACAAUUCUAUUUAUUUCGUUCAAAACUGCAUUGAUGAUUGGUAUUAGUAAUCUACAUGUAGUAUAUAUGAAUCUAUGCCAGAAGAGAAUAAGCCAUUAUUAGGCUUAUUUCCUUGUAGUGAGGCAAGAGUAUGAUAAGAAACUUAUACAUAUUGUCAAUAUCAAAUUGUACUGUCUUAUUUUGAAGUGUUGAAAGAA
Humulus lupulus (European hop) is the source of this 1302-nucleotide messenger RNA. Its product is annotated as G-type lectin S-receptor-like serine/threonine-protein kinase At4g27290. Gene Ontology annotation, biological process: protein phosphorylation. The record is from RefSeq and is a predicted model, not a curated record. NCBI's taxonomy places the organism in Eukaryota, Viridiplantae, Streptophyta, Magnoliopsida, Rosales, Cannabaceae. Bases 298 to 1053 code for a protein of 251 amino acids. The transcript has 5 exons. Gene Ontology annotation, molecular function: ATP binding; protein kinase activity.